UGAGGGGGAGCGAGUGUGAGGGGGAGUGUGUGAGUGAGAGUGUGAGUGUGAGGGAGGCGAUGGCUGCCACCGUCAAGUGUUUUUCCUCUUAGGCCCCGAGCGGAGCAGCGAGGCCUCGGGCCGGCCUUUCACACCGAGCCGGGAGACGGCGGGAAUAUGAAAAAAGUGCCAACAUGACAUCAAGAUAUGGGAAAACCUACAGCAAGAAGGGAAGUACUGGCAGCUCGAAAUUUGAUGAGGUGUUCUCUGGUAAGCGUGCGAAGAUAAGCACAAAAUGGGGAGAGACCACCUUUAAGGCUCAGCUGACCCAGAAGAGACCGAAUGUCAAGCCAGAGCCCGUGGAGCAGCCCAAGCGGCAGAAGAUUGAAGACCAGCUGACCGAGGACCCAUUUGGGUUUGACAGCGACGAUGAUUCUCUCCCUGUGUCAUCGCGGAAUCCAACCCCAGCCAAGGCGCCGCAGUCCGCAGAGCCCCCGAGACCAUCUGAUGGCGAUGGUGUGAUCUCCCUGCCGGAGGUGAACAGUAGGAUGAGUCGGCCUGUUGGCGGCGAGGCCCUUGUGUGCAGCAGGUUUGCAGUCUUGCCUGAUACAGUCCAGGAGAACAGUUUGGGUCGAAGUGUUGCCUUGUGUUCAGAGACCAAAGAAGCCCAAGUCUCUGCCAACAGGUUGAACUCGCUGGGGAGCAAACACUCGGAUCCAUUGAGAGAAGGAAUUGAGAAAAAUAGUUUUCCCAAGAACAAGAAUGCAACUGAAAAUGAAAAGAAAGUCGAGAUGGCCAGUACAGGGCUGGCUAGUUUUACAACUGAUGAAUUGCCCCUGGAUAGUUGGGAUGAGAUCAUGAAGAGUUCAGGGUCACCCACUGAGAUGCAGCAGAGGACAGAAUUCCAGCCAUGGGUUGGUGGACUUGGCCGUAUUCCCUGUGUCAAAGACGAAGCCUCUGAUGGAAGGCACGGUAGACAUGGAGAUGCUUUCUUAAACCCUGAUAGGUCUACGGAACUAAAAGGUAACCAGGGAAUGUUUGAAUGGGCAGAAUAUUCCAGCAUCAAGGAUGAGGAAAUAGAGAAUGACUCCCAGCCACUCAGGUCAAACUGCAAAACAUACUGUCGCUCAAAUAAAGGCAAGUCGGGAAGUGCUGGCACAACAAAUUUUGAUAAAAUAAAUGAUGGCACUGGGAAAUCUGCUCAAGCUGACCUGAUGGCCAAGGAUGGCUUAAAACUAGACACCAAAAGUUCAGGGACAACAGGCAAGUCAUCUACAGCUCGGACAGCUAGAGACACCAUUACCUUGCCCUCGUCUUAUCUAUCACCUUGCAAUGUCACGCUUCAGGACACCACAGACCGGAGCAUGGAUGAAUUCACCUCAAGUCCAGCUGACCUGGGAGAAGCAGGCCGCUUGCGGAAAAAAACCGAAGCUGCCGCAGGUAAGACUACUGUCAGAUUUCGGCCGACCCAGUCCAAAUCCAAAAAGGAUGCAAAGCUGGAGUUCUUUGGCUUUGACGAGCAAGAGGGAGAGGAUGGUGCUUUCCACUCAACUGGCGGUGCAGCCAACUAUAAAAUCAAAUACUUUGGUUUUGACGAUUUGAGUGAAAGCUCCGAUGAGGAUGAGGAUUCUGAAUCAGAAGGCGGGCACAAGAAAAAAUCUUCAGUCAGAAUCGUUGAUAUUGGGGAUCUUCUGGCGAAUUCGGAAUCAACAGACUCCCAAGGAAGUCAAUUGCAGUCUCAGGAGAGCACAAAUACAGAUCCUCUGGAGUUCACUGACGAUCCAAAUCUCACCUUCCCUGAGGUUGGUAGGAAACAAAUGAACAGACAGGAAAAAGCCAAGGAAAACACCAGAAAAAUCUUCCAUGGGCCUAAACGGGCUACACUGCAUACGCAAAACAAAAGAUCGUCUUUAUUUACGUUAAAGUCUCCAACUAAAGCUGUGUAUAAUGCCAGACACUGGAAUCAGCCUGAGGCGGAGGAGCUUCCUUCUACACUGUCACAAUCUCACAACGCAGCAGGGAGUGCCACAAGCAAGCAGCCACUGGCACAGUCUCAGACAACACCGGUCGUAACCACCACAAAUGAAACUGCUCAGAAGGAUGAAGGAGUCUUCAAAGCACCUCCUCCCCCUCCCCGCGUGAUCAAAACCGUAACCAUACCAACCCAGCCAUACCAAGACAUUGUGACUGCACUGAAAUGUAGGAAGGAAGAUAAAGAGUUGUACACUGUGGUCCAGCACGUGAAGCACUUCAAUGAUGUGGUGGAAUUUGGAGAAAACCAAGAGUUUACAGAUGACAUUGAGUACUUGCUCAGUGGAUUGAAGUGCUCUCAGCCUCUCAACACACGCUGCCUUAGUAUUAUCAGCUUGGCCACCAAGUGUGCCAUGCCCAGUUUCCGAAUGCACCUGAGAGCUCAUGGAAUGGUAGCCAUGGUCUUCAAGACACUAGACGAUGCACAAAAGAACCAGAAUCUAGCUCUUUGCACGGCAGCACUAAUGUACAUCCUAAGCCGAGAUCGGCUGAACAUGGAUCUGGAUCGAGCCAGUCUGGACCUGAUGAUUCGCCUCCUGGAGUUGGACCAGGAGCCAUGCUCGCAUCAACUGAACGAGAAAGAAAUGAAAAAGAUAAAGGAGAAAAUCCGCAAGCUCUGCGAGACUGUUCACAACCGGCAUCUGGACCUGGAGAAUAUCACGACGGGACAUUUGGCAAUGGAGACGCUGCUUUCCCUCACAUCCAAGCGAGCAGGCGACUGGUUUAAAGAGGAAUUGAGACUCUUGGGAGGAUUGGAUCACAUUGUAGAUAAAGUGAAAGAAUGUGCGGUACAGUUGAAUAAAAAUGAGGAGCAGGACAAACUGGUUGCGACGUUAUGGGGCGCGGAGCGCUGUUUACGUGUGUUGGAGAGUGUCACUGUUCACAAUCCAGAAAACCAAAGUUACCUUAUAGCGUACAAGGACUCCCAGCUCAUCAUGUCUUCUGCCAGGGCGUUACAACAUUGUGAGCAGUUGAUCACACGGUAUAAUCGGGAAGACAGCAAGAUCUGCCUCGCAAACAGCAAUUCUCUUCCUGGAUACAAUGCCUCGUGUUAUAUUGGCAAAGCAGUAGAGGACUGCAUGCGAGCCAUCUUUGGUGUUCUGCUAAACUUGACCAAUGACAAUGAAUGGGGCAGCACCAAGACUGGUGAGCAAGACAGCCUCAUCAGUACAACCAUGAAUUGUGUGCUUCAGGUGCCACAAUACAUACCUCAGGAACAGAGAUUUGAUAUUCGAGUACUGGGUCUAGGCCUGCUGAUUAAUCUGGUCGAGCACAGUGCUCGCAAUAGGCACUGUCUUGUUGACAUGGAAACGCCUUGCUCCUUUGAUUCAUUCUGUGCUGUGGAUGGAAACGACAGCUUGCAGAUGGAAGGACAGGUGGGAGCUAUCGAGGCCUUGGUGCAGUUGUUCCUGCAGCGGCAACGAGCUGCCCGACUGGCAGAGACUGAGACUGAUGAUUUCAUCAAAGACACACCAACACCACCUCAGGAUCAGAGUGGCCAGUGGCAGGAGACUGCCGGGUCAUUGGAAUGGGUGCAGUCAGAAAAUUGCACCAAGAAUGAUAAUGAAAAGAAGGAGGAGGAGGAUGAAGAGAUCGACUUGAAUAAAGCGUUGCAGCAUGCUGGAAAGCACAUGGAGGAUUGUAUUGUGGCCUCGUACACAGCACUACUUCUGGGCUGCCUAUGUCAAGAGAGUCCGGUGAAUGUUACUACUGUGAGGGAGCUUUUACCCGAAGGAGACUUCUCCAUAAUGACUGAGAUGUUGCAGAAGUUCUUGAAUUUCAUGAAUCUUACAUGUUCAGUGGGAACGACAGGACAGAAAUCCAUCUCUCGAGUUAUUGAGUACCUGGAUCACUGCUAAAGGACGCCAAGCUUCUGCUCCGAGAGGCUAUGUUCUGUCCCUUGGGGUUCAGUCCCCUCCCUCAUCAACCAACUCAUAUUGUCAAGACCUUCUCUAACCCUAAAUAUGGAAAGCACCAAGGGGAAGCUCGCUCUCUACUUUGUCAGUGACUGCUCUUCCAUGGGAGUUUAUGCCCACAGUACAGUCUGAAUUUCAGGCAGCAUCGUGAAUGAACAGGUUGGAGGCAGAGACUAAUCUAAGGAUGAAUGGCCAUGUGCUUUAGAUGUCAAGACACAGCUGAUAUUAAUCAUGUGUUGAAUUAUUCCAUACCCAUGCAGGUAUGCAAACAGCCCCAGUGUGGAGAAUUUUUCCUGCAAGAUCAAAAUUCAGAGUUUAAACAAAAACGAAAUGGCCUUGAGUUACUCAGCAAUAUUACAUUGUGUCUUCACGGUCCGGCUUGUUAUGGUUUGGUGUGGGUAUGGAAUAAAUCCUGUACCACGCAUGUUUUUAUGAUUACUGAGACAAAUGUCGACAUUCUUGGUCUGGUAGUCAUUGCUCCUGAGCACUGUGCUGGACAACUCAUUCAUUUGACACCAGUAAACCUUGCCACCCUCCAGAGCAGCUGCUUAUUUUACUACAAGCUGAACUGAUGGACUAAUGUUCCAUAAAUAGAGUUAACUAACACAGAUAUAUAAGUAUAUGAUAAGACUAUUUGGUUUACUUCCCCUGAUCCAUUCAGCUUGCACUAAAAUAAAUGGCGCGAGUUAGGCAACCGAGAUAUCAUUUCUUCGAUGAGGGUAUUUUUGUCUUAAAAAGUCUUCAUCCCAAGAUUCUCUUGGACACCUUUUUUGAAUUGAGGAAACACACCAGCAGUGCUGAGGUCCCAACACGGAUUUGGUUACUUGUAAUUAUCUCUGGGUUGAAGUCUUACUGUAUCCACGGAAAAUAUGAGAUCUGCCUAUUUCAAGAUAACUUCUUGAAGCUUCUUGAUAAACUUCAGUACUCAGUUGUUGUAUUUGAUUGCGACUAGUCUUUGAUUUCAUUUUAGGUGUUUCGGUGCUGUGGUCUGCUUUUUGAGCCCGUAACAUUAUCGAAGGCCAUUGGGAGCACCGGGGAGUGUGAACACUGGAGUGAGACGGCGUCUAUUUUCUUUGUCUUAACUUGGAAAAUUAUUGUCGCGACUUCUACGAAAUACAUUGAAAUAGCUAAUCAGAACGGGAGAAGAGAAAGCACUGGUACAUGAAAUAGAUUCCAAGGUUCUCCAUUUUAAUGCAUUAGUUUCUUGCUUUACUGAAACAGAUUCUGAGUUUACCUGAGAGCAGGGCUGGAUUAAAAAAAAAUCCUCCCUCCAAUCGAUAAUCAUUUUUGAAUUUGGAGCCAUUUUCAGCGUCUGUAUGGGUAAUUUCAGAAAGUAGAAUAAAUGUACGGAACAGGAAUUAUAGUCAUCAGCCUUUGCCCUCUCUCUGGCCACUCACUUCUAUACUCUUUUCCCAGUCCAUGGCAAGUCCACAUUAUCUGUGCAAGUUUUGCAGUUACUUCCGGAGACUGGUGAGAGCAGAUGUGUCUUUUAUAUUCAACUGAUGUGGUGGGGAGAAGGGUUGGGCAAUGUUCAGUGACGUUGAAUCACCGUGGACUCAAUCCAACAAAGAUAUGUUGAAUACUAUAAUACGAGCAUUUUAAACUUAAUGGCUUCUUUCUCACAUUUUAAACCCCGAAGAAAUCAGCAGUUUUGUGUGUCUUUACCAGAGGAAUUAACUGAUAUGAUCGUUUUCAACCUCUACCGAGGCUGACAAUUCAGCAGCAUUGCCAUCCUUGUUUCGAAGUAGCCCGGAUGGGUAGUUGAUCCAUUUGAUGAUAAGCUGAUAAUGUGCUGCAAAAGCGGGCAACUGCUUCAAUUUGACUGGCUUCUCUAGAAAGCUGUAUUGUAGCUGGUCAAUCUUGCUUGUAACCAAUGAGGAAAAUGUCAGCCUGGUCUUUAAUUUCUUCUUGGUAUAGAAGUGGUAAUGGUAAAUGUAAGGAAGGAGGGUCCAUGUUUUAAAGUCAAAGUCAUUGUGUGGAAUAUGACCAACUGAGCCUCUCAUCAAGCAACUACGUUGGAAAUCUUUGCAUUAUACCUUUUCACUAUUCCACCUGCUCAGUGACAUCUUAGAGUAUGAGCAGAGUAGCAACAAGCCUGAAAAUAUGUUGGUGGACGUCACUUGGAACGCAUCUCUAUCCCAUUGUGUUUCUGCAAAAUUUGCAGACUGCUUUAGAAAUCAUGGAAUUGCAGCAGGACUAGGUAGUUAUUUACCUGACCGUACUAAUGCCCCUUAUGCUUUUAACUACAAUGUGUUUUGGGAAUGCUGCUUUAAUAUUAUUGGAAGGAGCUGGCUGCUCUGCAUUAGUAAUGCAGCUCUCUAGAUCCAAGAUGCACCUUGUGUUUCUAUGUGGAUGAUUGGUAUUAUUUAAGUGUAGAAGACCAAAUGACUGAAGAAUUAGGAAAUCCUUUAGUGCCCUUGCUUUCAUGUUAAUUAACUGGGUUUUGCCCCCACCCAUGUCAUUUUUAACCCCUAGAUAUAAUUAAGUUUCAAUUUUAUUUGCUGCUUUUAGUUAGACAGAGGUGUACGUGAGAUUAAUCCAGCCUUGCAGAACCAGUUUUGCCAAUAAUCUCCUGCAGCAAAUUGUUUUGUGAUUUAUUGAGACUUUUCUAUAUUUUCCUAGAUGGACUGUAUUCGCUGAUACUGAAUAAGUCUUCAAAAUGUGAAAUCUAUUGAGAGUUAGGAGGCACAAGUUUUAAUCUCUGGAACCCAACUUCAAACCAUCCUAGACUGACGGAUCCAACAUUCGGGACUGGUUGUAUAAUACGUUGUGAGGAAUGGAUUGCUGCAGCAAAUGCCUUUGAGUUUAAUGAGAUUUGAUUCUGCAUUUGCUGGAUUGGUGUGCUUUCUGUCCUCCCAUGUUGAUGCAGAAAGUGAUGUUUUAUUUCCUCCACUCGUGCAUCUUUUCUUGACGAGCACUGGGAAAUAUGGUAGAGAUUAUUGACAAUUCACUGCGUUGGGUCCGUUCAGAGAGCCAUUUAGUCACUAAUUACCCCUAUGCUUUGACUUUGUCUGCUCCAUCAGAUCUUUGCUGUCUCAGCAAUCUUCAAUAUCUGCUUGCUUUGUCAGGCUGACCACAGGAAGCUAGCUGCUGGUCAGUAAAGUUAUCUUCAUUCAAGACAAUAGAAACCAUGCAGAGAAUAUAUUUCAAUAAAAUCAUUUUAUCUCCCGCUAUCCCCAUUGUUUCUAAACUCUACUUUUUGAUUAUUCUUAAGUAUUCAAUGUCAUUCCCUGCUGGUGUUAACAUUGUUUGCUUUGAUGAUUGGGAGCUCUGAUUACAAUCCUAUCCCUUUUCCCAUUGUUAAGUGCCCAGAUUAUCUUCAUUGCUGCCUCUGUUGUCAUCAGGCUGAACUAAUGUUGUGAAGUUAAAAAGCCUUUGUUCAAGGUAAAAUUUCAUUUGUUGAUGUAUGUUGUUAGCUUAUUCUUCCCAACAGUAGGGAACUAUUCUCAAUUCUUUCUAAUCUCAUACAAACUGCCACAGACAAGAGCCUAGCAAUAUCAAUUGUAUUGGUAGAUCAUUGUAUCCAGGAAGAGUGUAGAUGCUAUUCCUUGCAGAAUGUGGCUAAAUUAGUCUUUACUUCAAGAUGUACCAUUCUGGCAAAGACACAGAUAUCUCUCCAGAGAGGAUUACCCCUUGCAUUCUUUUGCUCAACAUGCUGCUUGAUGACUGCUACGGAAGGAAUAUCUCCUAUGAGCAACCUCCUUGGUGUUGGGUUUUCCGCACUACUGUUUGUGCCUGUUUCCCGAGAAAUGUAAAUCUAUACUUUGUAUUUUUAAUUGUACAGUUGAUUGAAGCCUUAGUGAUUUCACCCUGACUAAAUCUGGUUGUGAACUCCAUGGUGCCACUUUGAACACAUGGGUGCAGGAGUUCUUGUGUAAAAUAUCAGUCACUGAGGUCAGGACAAGUUUAGUGGGGAAUAAAAUAAAUGUAUUUUUCCAGCUGGGUUGCAUUCUCUGAUGGUGGUAAGUCUUCAUUCAUAAUGUCAACUCUAUUGAGAAUUAAGAUUUUUACAAGGUCUGUCGAAGCCGUUCCCGAUUUCACUCAGUGUUUGGAAACUGGUUUUCCGGGAGCUGAUGAUGCAUGUUAGAUCAAGGUAUGAAACAUAUACUUUCUCAAAUCCUGUCACAGGAUUAGAUGAGAUUACAGGCCGUAAUUAUAGACAAUCCAAUGAGCAUUCACCAAGUUUAGGAACAUUUGAAACAAGAUUCCGUGAAUUUAAAGUUUCCAUUCUUUUUAAAGCUUGUUGCUGCAAGUUCAAUAGACUGCUCAGUUUCCCAUGUGGCUAUAGAAAGCUGCCACAGUUUGAGCAUCGACCCUCAGUUCUUAAUGGCCUGUUUUUUGUUUACUCUAUGAAUGUUCUUACUAACUGCAAUCAAGUCCAGAUUUGAGAUUUUAAAGCCAUGUUUUAUAUUUGUGAAGGUAAAGCUACUUAAAUUUUUAAAUCAGGUGAGAUUUGUUUAAUUCUAGACUGCAAUGCAACUUUUAUCCAUUCUAGUGAGGCUUGAUUUUACAAAACUCUUUGGGGUCUGGAUGUGGUGAUGACCCAACUCCCAGUCACUCAUUUACAUAAGAUACCGCAAUUCUAUGGUUCAAAUCUGAGGAGAUUACAGUUCUGAUCAUGAGAUUCACCUUGCCCUAGGCCCGUGAAGUGGGAUUGGAACAGCAUGAAAGAUCCAAAUAUAUCCAAGUGUCCCACAGGUCUGCAGCACCAAGUGUGAAUCUGCUCCCAUUCUUGAUAUAUUAGAUUACUGCUACACUUCUAUAACUGAAUAUGGGGAAGACAUUUGAUUAUAUUUUAAUCAACUUAGGUCCACAUGUACAGCUACACAUCCAUAUCAUGCCUCAAAAAUUAAUUCAUUUUAAAAAGGAUAGGAAUGUUUGUGUUAUAAUGAACACUGGAUAACUAGUUUUUAAAUAGUCUGACCAGAGUGGGUACAUUUGACGGGAUAUUUCCAUUCUUUCUUCCCCUGUGUUGACAUCACUAUCCUUUAUGAAAUGAACGAGUGGAGCAAUAUAACUGCCAUUAUGGAGCUCUGUUGCAUCCUGUUUGGCAGUAUAUACUUCAAGCAAUAACUCCCUUCCAGGGACAAGCUAUCCAUGCUUCACUGCUUGGGGAAGGUGAAAUUUUGGUGUGGCUAUGCUUAAAGUAGAGCAUUACUUGAAUCACGACUAAAAUUGUACACGGCACAAGCUUCGAUCAAGAUUUGCUGUUGGUAGAGUUAUAUUAAAGCUUUUAAUUCUAUUGCCAUCCUGCCAGGUGGUCCAUUCUCCCUUCACUUUAAUUGCAUCUGUGAUCUGUGUUGAUUAGAAUACGCUGCAUUGGAUUUCUGGAUUAAUUAGUUCAAUAUUUAUCAGAGCAUAAACAACAUCUAUGAUGUUUCAGUAAUUUUUUUUAAAUGCUUUGAAACCAUGCUGAACUGGAUGAUGGGACCUGGGGAACACCAGAUUAUUUUUACGCAGAAGAAAAACGUUUAAUUAGGUUUGUGCGUUGUAUGUUGUGUUCAAGGAUGGAGAGUGUUGCAAAGGUUUUGUUAGUCCUCAGCUUUGUUUACGCUUUAACUUUCUCUUGCUCUUCUGCGACUUUGCAGACAAUUUGACAAAAAUGUGAAACUUGUUGUGUUGGAAUUAAUGAGCGCAAUUGGAGGACCACGCUUCAUAAUUUGGAAGCAGAAAACCAAGUAGCCUGGUCAGCUCCCUCCUUUACCUUUUACACCUUAUAUUAGCUUUCCUUCCCCAUUGCUGCAAGGUUUAGAUUUUUUUAAGUAGGCUGCCCUGACAGUGAGGGAUUAUUUUUGUCAUGCAGACAAAAUUGCUGGAGAAACCCAGCGGGUGCAGCAGCAUCUAUGGAGCGAAGGAAAUUUAUUUCCUUCGCUCCAUAGAUGCUGCUGCACCCGCUAAGUUUCUCCAGCACUUUUGUCUACCUUCGAGUUUCCAGCAUCUGCAGUUCCUUCUUAAAACAUUUUUGCCAUGCAUUUGUGUAUUAACGGGGCUUUAUGAACAUCAAUGCCUUAAUAGGUGCGCUUUGGUUAUUUAUGUAAAUUAGGAAUAUAUUAAAUAUAAAAUAUACCAAAGUGGAAAGUUUGAGUUAUCAGAUCUGUCCAGAGAUAAGGAAUGGCAAGUUGUAGUUUUCAUUGUAAAAUAUUUUGGUGUCCAUUGGCAGAACCCAAGAGAAAGUUUAACUGAAAGGUAUUGGCAGGUUUGUGGUGAAUGUUUUGCUUUGGCCCCAUGAGAGAGGUCACUACUAAUCGAAAACCAUCUUCACAUCCACCGAUUUGGACGUGGGGGACCUUUCAUGGUUCCUCUUGUUUGCUGCCAUCCAGACUGUGUGGAGGGAAAGGAACUGAAGUAACCUUUCCAUAUGACAACAUCCAUUUAUUUCCUGUUCAUGAAUAUGCAGAUUGUAACAACCCCAUUUUCAGUUACUUAAAAAAAAAAAAAACUAUUUUGAGAAUAACAUUUGUGUCUCACAUUCUUUACAGUUUGUAAAAUUUAAAGAUCUAGCUAAGAAAACUAUUGAGUAUGUUAUGAUCCUCAACUUAAUGCAAAUGUAUUGUGUAUAUACCCAACAAGGUUCAUUAAUCCAAAGGCAUUUGAAAUGUCUAAAUGCCUUCACCAAAGGACCAUCCUGGGUGUUUUUACACUUGAGCUCAGGUCUUUAUUGAUUAGGUUCUUCCUCGCCAAUCAGCAAUCCUGAGAAUUUGAAUUAACCCAUUUAAUUGGAGUUUAUCAAUUGGAGUGUUCUAGUGUGGAUUUUGGUAACUGAGAUGGUUACUAAAAUCAAUUGGUAACUGAGAAAGUGCCAAAAAAAAUGCUUCCAUUAACCACGUAUCCUGUAAAUCACAUCAGAUAAUUUAAUAUACAAACAGCUCAAACUGUGCAAAAAUUCCAUUCAUCAAAUAUUAUUUCCAGCAACAAGCUUAGUUGGGGUGUUUAAUAUUCUUACUCCAGGUAAAGGCAUCCCUGAAAUCAAGAUGGCCAUACAGAGACUGCCCACCUCUGCCAACUCGUUGAUCAUCUAUCUACUCAUCCGCUAACCUGUCGUGCAUUCAUGACCACUUCAAGGCUGGCUCUGCAGAGGCAGAGUUGCUUUGCUUGCAUGAAUCCCACUUGGGUUGUCAAUAUGCGCACAGCGUGAGAAUGUUGAACAUUGCAUGAGGUUUCUUGGUUCAGGCGGUGGGUAUUUGGCGUUCUGUUGUGAUGGUGCAUGUUACUCCACCUCUAGCAGCUCUGGGGAGGAGGUGCAUCCCAGGAAGAAAAUUUGGAUCUUCUGAAGUUUAGCUGCUCCAACAUGAAUAGACAGCAUAAUUUUCAUGUUCUCACCUAAAUUGUUAUCUCAUUCAAGUAAUAAUAUGUUAAAGCCUUCCUGUUCUGGUGGGAGUGGUGCUUCAAACUUGGAAGAACUCAUCUCUCAUGAUUUUGACCCUGCAUAUACCUGAUUCUCUGAUAGGUUGGAAUGGAAGAAAUGGCAACCCUUAGACUGCAAGGCUUUCCGGUUGUUGUGUGGACUUCCAAUGGAACUUAAGCAGCAAAUUUCUAACUUGACGAAUUGUGUGGGUUUCCAAAGGUGAAUUUAUAAGGAUUUAAGAAGUGUUUCUCCAAUGCAUUAUACUGUCUCAUUCAGAAACAAUCCCAGUUUUAGUUACGAUUUGUAGAUAAGAGAUAUGGCUGCGUUAUUUUAGAAGGAAGGUUACCUCUCGUGCAGUCCUCAUUUUCCUCCACGUUUCACUCUCAGCACUCGCUGUGCACUCCGUCAGCUGCUUGUGGCUUCCCCACAGGCAAAACCAGUGUCUCCAUUUGCAAUUGUUUUCAUUCCAUUCCGUUGUAGCAAUCACAUGACUGCAAAGGGUACAUGAGGGCCUGAAGAGAAUGGAUUUAAAAUAAAAUUUAAAUGACUUUCUUUGUGUAAAUAGUUGUGUAAAUAUUGGCAAUUGGAAAUUUAGAAUGGUAGAAAUACUUUUCAGAUUCCGAUCCUAUUUUUAUUUUAUACAUAUUUCUCAGUUUCAAUCUUUCAGAGUAAAAGCCAAAUGGCAGGAAAUAGAGUUUGUACCAGUUUCUGAAGUAUGUCUUUGGUUACCUGUAAAUAAUUUUAACUCGAAUAAAAGUUGCUACUUUCAGUACA
This is a messenger RNA of Leucoraja erinaceus (little skate), 12045 nucleotides long. RefSeq names its product wings apart-like protein homolog. The record is from RefSeq and is a predicted model, not a curated record. The transcript is spliced from 20 exons. Lineage: Eukaryota; Metazoa; Chordata; Chondrichthyes; Rajiformes; Rajidae. The coding region runs from base 174 to 3869 and encodes 1231 amino acids. Gene Ontology annotation, biological process: regulation of chromosome condensation.